AUGGGCAGCCAGGAUCGUCCUUCAUUCUUUUGUUCUCGUCCCGAUGGGAGCCUGACGCCGCUCAUCGCGGUUGAUGACCUCCCUCUCACUUUGUCUGUCCGCGGUGUCUCUCGUUCUCUUACUCCUGGUGACACUCAGGGGAUGACCAGCUGCGGCGUUGCCACUCCGCGGGUCGAGCCCUGGAUCGUCGAUGGUGCUCCUUCUGAUGCUGGUGCCACGGCAGAUGAAAGGGCUCACGAGAUCAGAUCCCUACUGUUCAGGAUCCUUCGUGAAGAUAGCGUGCACGGGGAUACCCGUUCUGCCAUUCAGGAAGUCCUCUUCCGUGGAUUUGAUGCUCCUUCCCCGGUUGCUACGAGUGGCUCUUUCGCUUCUGCUGUCUCUAUUCCUGUUCCUGGCACUGUUUCUACUUUCGGUCAUGUUACCCAGUCCGCCUCUCAGUCUGGAUUUGCCAAUGCCCAAGAGGGCAACUUCCAGGUCAGUCAGAAGAACGCACAUAGCAAGAAGCAAUAUUGCUCCUACUGGAUCCGUCACGGCGAGUGCGACUACUCUCAGCAAGGCUGCCUGUAUAAGCAUGAGAUGCCUAUGGACACGCAGCUACUGGAGAAGCUUGGUCUUCGUGAUAUUCCUCGAUGGUACCGUGAGAAGUUCUCAGUUGCUAGUCUACAGUCUGGUCAUGGAAACAAAGGUGGUCAGAUCCAGUAUGCUCUCACCGAGAAUGCUCACCAGUCUUCUUCUCCGUCACCCCAGAGAUCUAUCGAGUGGAGCCCUUCUGUCAACGCACCAGAGAGCAACGAGGCUCGCUCUAACCAGAGUCGCCACAAGACACCUAAGUCUCCCCGUGGUCCUGGUUUCGGGCCUGGCAAAUCUCGUGGCAAUGUUACCAAGCUUCAGCAGUCACGCAAGAACUACGCCGAGUCCGCUAAUGUCACUCCCACUUCAUCCAGUGCCAGCUCUGGUGACUCUUUCGUCAUUCCUCAUGCUCCCAGUCACUCUCUCGGUGUUCCUCUCGCUUCUGCUCAGCAGAAUGCCAGUAAAUUCUCCGUCCAGAGCAAGCACUUACUCGACAAGGCUGAUAUGACCGCCAAGAGACUUGACCUGACUACCGGCUUCCCCAAGCUUACCGUGGAAGAAGAUGUCCACACUUUCUCAAAGAUUGGAUUCCGUACCAAGUCUCGUCGUCCAUACGAGUAUGACCGCGAUAAAUUCGGCGGUGACGCCAAUGUUCAAAGCCCGUCAAACGGUAAUCCUCCCACAGUCAACCCUACCAAUCGUCCCAAUACAUCUGUCAGCGGUCCUGUUUCCAUUAUUGUCAACUCUGAUUUGCACCGCCACGUCGCUGUCACCACGAACCUUGGUCCUCGUCUUGUCCGUCCUGCUGUUGUCCCUGUUUCCCGUCAUACUUCUCUCAACUUCAAGGACCCCGAGCAACGCCGUAUUUACAACGAACUCCUGUCCAACAGCGAAGCAAUUCACCCGCGCGACAUGGAGUACACAUACGGUGCUAUCGGCGAGCCUGUCGAGUAUCCCAACACUUCGUCGAAUUCUAGCGCUGACUCUGCCUUGUUGUCCAACCUCGACAAGUUCUUUGACGAGGCUGUCAAGAGGAACGCCCAAGCCUGA
Messenger RNA from Penicillium maclennaniae, 1620 nucleotides. RefSeq lists its product as uncharacterized. The record is from RefSeq and is a predicted model, not a curated record. The transcript has 3 exons. Gene Ontology annotation, molecular function: metal ion binding. Lineage: Eukaryota; Fungi; Ascomycota; Eurotiomycetes; Eurotiales; Aspergillaceae. Bases 1 to 1620 code for a protein of 539 amino acids.